Messenger RNA from Oreochromis aureus, 6163 nucleotides. RefSeq lists its product as uncharacterized. Gene Ontology annotation, molecular function: DNA (cytosine-5-)-methyltransferase activity, acting on CpG substrates; DNA binding; protein binding. The record is from RefSeq and is a predicted model, not a curated record. Bases 594 to 5456 code for a protein of 1620 amino acids. The transcript has 28 exons. NCBI's taxonomy places the organism in Eukaryota, Metazoa, Chordata, Actinopteri, Cichliformes, Cichlidae. Gene Ontology annotation, biological process: negative regulation of transcription by RNA polymerase II. Gene Ontology annotation, cellular component: nucleus.
GUUUUUCCUUCCCACUGUCGCCAAAGUGCUGAUUGUUGGGGUUUUUCUGUAGGGCUCCGCAACUGUGCUACGCUGUCUUAAAUAGUGUAAACGGUUAGCUUAAAUAAAGGCUAUGUUUUCUUGUUUACGUGGAGCAGCGUAGUCGGAACAGCCAACUGUAAAGUCUUUGCUAACUCCGAUGUCGCCUGGUGUGACGCUAGCAGCUAAAGCUAACUGCAGCUAGCAGCUGUAGCUCCGGAUGUUUCAGUAACAGCGACAUUAACAUAACCAAAGGGUUUGGCUAGCUGGGUUUUAAAGUUCAAUUUCGACCCCUGUGGCGUUAAAGGGCGUGGGCCUUUAUUUUAUUCACACUUCUGGCUGUUUUUAUUGAGCGACUUGGUCAAACACCCGCUUUUUUUCCGCCGGCAGAGGGCUGGGUGGGUUUUGGGGGUCGUCGAGGCUGACUUCUUUGGUAUUUGAAACGGUCAGAGGGACCUGAGCAGAGAGGAGGAAGAAGUCAGCCCUGAAGCAGCACUGUGUGCACCCGGUGUCUGUGACGUGUGACGGAGGUCUGCAGAGGGAGAUCGGGCUCUUUCAAACUGUGCAUUUCGGAGAUGGCGGUGCAUGUGACCCUGAAUGGGACGUUUUUGUCUAACCGCUACGAGCUGCUGGCGUGGCUAAACGAAACCUUACAGACGAGCUUCACCAAGGUGGAGCAGGCAUGCACAGGUGCGGCGUAUUGCCAGCUGAUGGACUGGCUGUUUCCCGGCUCCUUGGACCUCUCCAGGGUCCAGUUCCAGUGCGACACCAUCAUGCACUCUCUGCACAACUUCACCUUACUGCAGGCUGCUUUCAGGAAGGCCGGAGUGAUCAGACACAUCCCCAUCGAGUCGCUGAUGAAGAGGAACUCGGCCGUGGCUCUGACCUUCCUCCAGUGGUUCAAGAUCUUCUUUGACGAGAACAAUGAUGGCAGAGAGUACAACGCCUUGGAAGCUAGAGGAGGACAGAGCCUGGUUCCUGCUGACCUCGGUGGUGCAUUUCUCCUGCCGAAUCAGAAACUCGCUGUCACCGUGACGACGGACAGUAAAACUAUAGAGCAAGAAAAAGCAAAUGAUGUAAUCUCGCUGAUCUCCGACGACGAGGACGAUGUGGUGGACCUGACGAUGGAGUCGGUAACAAACAAAGACGAGUGUGUUUGGCCUGAGCAGGUGAAGGGGGCGGAGCCAACAGACCCGUCGGUGGACGAGGGCGAUGUUUUGCUGCGCUUCAGUAAACGAUACUGCCGCGAUGAUGUGGACCUGACGCCGACCGGCCAUAUCAUCAAGGCGCUCCGCAGCACGCCGUACUGCCUGUACCUGUACGUCGGGGUGGAGCUGGGCGGGGGCCGGAGGACGAGCAUCGUCCUGAUUGGCUACUUCGAUGGGUGCUCAGGUGCGAGCGUGGUGAGGCCGCUGCUCGCGCUGCAGCUGAGCGUGGACUCGGCGGUCGGAGCCCCGGAGUCAGAUUCGGACCUUCUGAUGAAGGCGCUGACGGAGGCUGGUCUUCCUCUCUCCAACCUGACUGUGUUUUACUGUGAUGCUCCGCCCCCACAGGUGAGCCGGAGGUUUGAAGCCCAGCUCCGGCUUUUCAGCCCCAGCUUGUUAUCGCUCUGCGGCCUUCCCGGCAUGGCGGGACGAGCGUGCCAGGCCGGACUCCUCACGUCCUUCAGUCACGUGGUCGACCUGGUGAAAGACAUCCACCGUCACUACUCCACCUGCGCCUCCAUCAACGACAGCCUGAAGGAGCUGUUUGCAAACGUGGAGCACCAUAACCUGUCCCGCCCCAUCUCCUCGCAGUGCUUGUUCUUCAUCCACGCCGUGCAGAAGAUGGCGGGCUGCUGGACAGAUUUGGUGGAGUAUUUUAAAUUUGAGGUACAGGCCGUGGACGCCGAACGCAUCAGCACCCAGCGAAUCAGUGUCCAGCUGACUGAUCCGAAAGUCGAGCUACACUUCCUGUUCCUCGCCUACGCGCUGGAGCCUCUCCGUGCGCUCCAGGAGCUGCAGCAGUACGGCUCUGCGAAUGUUGGCGUGGAGCUGCAGCUCACGCUCGUGCUGCUUCACUCGUACGCGGCGAGGGUCCUGCGGCCGGCCGCCCUCAACGACUUUCUCAGGAGGCGAGACGUAAAGCUGCUCAGCAGCGAGGCGAAGCUGCUGCCCGCAGCCGACGUGAAAGUGGGCGCUCGAGUAAAAAACUUCCUGUGGGCCACCCCGGCCGUGGACCUGGACGAGGAGGAGAGGGCUGACUUCAUGAAGGACGCGCGGGUGUUUUACCAGGCGGCGCUGCGGAGCGUGGUCGAGAGCGUUCCCGAGCAGCUCGGAGACUCGGCGCUGAGGAACAUCACCCUCGUCCAGAAAGACCCUCGCAGAGUCAGCAUCCAGAGACUCAGCUCGGUCCUGGCUGGAGCUGCUGUCACUCUGCAGGAUUUGAGCACUUUCAGGCCUUUGAAGAAUAAGCUAUCCAGCAGCGUGCUGUCAGAGAUGGCGGUAGAGCUGCGUCUGUGUGACGCCGGCUCUUCAGAAGCUCAUCAGCUUCAGGGCGACUACCUCAGUUUGAUUCAAGCGACCAGAAGUGGAGAAGCUACUUCCUGGGCAAAGAUGGUGAAUGAAGUCAGCCCCGGCUCGACGCUGCACAGGCUCAUUUUGACCCUCCUGGCCCUGCCCAGCUCGCUGCACCGGACUCAGGUGUUUGCUAAGGUAUCGAACAUCCCCAAGAAUCUUCCUGACAGUCAAGAAGCCUCCAAAGCUUUACCUGAACCGGGCACAUGGGCGAGAAGACCCAACAACCGCAGGAGGAAGAUGCCUCUCCGUCACCAGACAGCUUAUGAUAAUGAGAGGAAACAGGAAGUGGAUAAACUGAGCUCAUCGGAGGACAGCGACUGGACCAAAUCCAGCCCACCUGUGCGUUCCAGGGAAUACAGCAGCAGCAGCACAGAGGAGUCGGGUGACACAGAAAACUCCUCUGAUGUGGUGGAUGUUACAGAAGCUUCCAGAAUGUGUUGGGCUGGCAGACCGAGGCAGCUGCAGAGUCACAGGAAUCGUCAGGCCAAGUCUGCUUUUGUCAUGAGCAGCGAUGACGAGGAUUUGGCAGCCACGCCGACCCGAGUAGCAUCAGCGCGGGAACAAUCACCUGGGGAGCUGGUCUGGGGUUACGUGGGGGGCUUCGCGCUGUGGCCGGCCGUCGUCCUGCCGUGCAGAGGAAAAGCGUCACCGCCAGGGAAGACGCUGGUGGAGUGGUACGGACAAAAGAUGUCCUCACAGGCCAGUUUGCAGGAUCUCAAACCUUUCGCUGCCUUCACCCAGAACUUUUGUGCCGACUCCUUCAACAUCCUGAACACCUACCAGGAGGCCGUCUACCUGUCCCUGCAGGAGGCAGCUCGGCGCUGUAAGAAGCAGUUCUCUCCUCCCCCAAAUGGGAGGGAGGAGCUGCUGAAGCAGAUGUUGGACUGGGCGUUUGGAGGCUUCCAGCCGACGGGGCCUGAAGGAUUUCAGCCCAACGCUCCAAAGAACGACUCCAGGCCGAGGGCAAUGAAGAAGCUCCCCCAUAAAGCCUCCUCUUCUCCUGACUCCUCCAGCCUGAGGAGCAGCAGUGGCACCAACCUGAAAGAUGUGGAGGUGCACCUGAAGAGGCUGUCCUGCAGCUCCAUCAGGAAGGCAUCAAAGCCAGCAAAGGCAAACAAAGAGGAAGGUCAUCCUGCGGAGCACGGCCCCAAAGCACAGAAGGAGAAGGAACCUCGAGGAGGAGGGUCAAAGACAGGGAAACAGGGGAGGAAGGAGGAAGAGGAGGAGGAGGAAGAAGAGGAGGAGGAGGAAGAGGAAGAAGAAGAGGAGGAGGAGGAGUGGCGAGGAGGAUGGAGAAAGGGGAAGAGUAAGAAGGGAUGGAGAGGAAGGAAGGCUCAUAAGAAGCGAGGCGAGCUGAACGAUGACGUGUCGUCUGACUGGAUGCCGAGCAGGAAGAAGAUCUACACCAAACUCCACAACAAGGUCAACAAGCCGACCGCCUCCUACACGCAGCCCGACCAGAAGCACAGAGAGAAGAUCAUCAGCACGAUCGUGGACACCAAGCUGGACAUCGAAGGGUACUGUCUGUGCUGUGGGACUGACAACAUUGAGAUCUUCCACCCUCUGUUUAAAGGCGGCCUGUGCCUGAAGUGUAAGGAUAACUUCACAGAAACCUUAUAUCGUUACGACGGCGAUGGAUAUCAGUCCUACUGCACCAUCUGCUGCUACGGGAUGGACGUCCUGCUGUGUGGCAAUGAUGGCUGCUGCAGGUCUUACUGCGAGGACUGUCUGAACAUCCUCGUCGGGCCGGGAACGUUUGAUUCGCUGAAGCUGGAGGACCCGUGGAUCUGCUACCUGUGUCAGGCUCACAGACCCCACAGAGCGCUGGUCCCCAGAGAGGACUGGAGCAUCCGCGUGCAGGAGUUUUUCACCAAUGACAGCGGCAUGGAGUUUGAGCCUCACCGCGUUUACCCGUCCAUCCCUGCAAACCUCCGCCGGCCCGUCAGAGUCCUGUCGCUGUUCGACGGCAUCGGCACAGGUUUCUACGUGCUCAAGGUCCUGGGCAUCAAAAUAGACAAAUACAUCGCCUCUGAGGUUUGCGAGGAUUCGGUCGCCGUUGCCACCAUCAACCACGACGGGAAGAUCGUUCACAUCGGAGACGUCCGGCACAUCACUCAGGAACGUCUCGAGCAGUGGGGUCCUUUUGACCUGCUCAUCGGCGGCAGCCCCUGUAACGACCUCUCCAUCGUCAACCCGCUAAGGAAAGGCCUCUACGAGGGCACCGGGAGGCUUUUCUUUGAUUACUACCGCAUCCUUCAGUGGCUGAAGCCCAAAGAGGACGACCCGCGGCCGUUCUUCUGGCUGUACGAGAACACGGUCGCCAUGAACACCUGCAACAAAAUCAGCAUCUGCCGCUUCCUGGAGUGCAACCCGGUGAUGGUGGACGCCAUGCACGUAACUCCGGCCCGCAGAGCUCGCUACUUCUGGGGAAACAUCCCGGGAAUGAGGAGGCCCAUCGUAGCCACCCAGAGCGACAAGCUGGACCUGCAGGAGUGCUUGGAGCUGGGCAGAAAGGCCACGAUGUGUAAGGUGAGGACCAUCACCACCAAUGCGAACUCCCUGAAACAAGGAAAAAAUGUCAACAAGCUUCCCGUCCUCUACAACGGCAAAGAAGACAAACUCUGGAUCACGGAGUUGGAAAGAGUCUUCGGGUUCCCCAAACACUACACCGACGUGAGGGACAUGAACCGGCAGCAGCGGCAGAAGGUGCUCGGGAAGGCAUGGUGCGUCCCUGUCGUCCGUCACCUGUUGGCCCCCCUGAAGGACUACUUCACCUGUGAGGACCUGUCUCCUCUAACCACAGCCUCCUCCACCACCUCCUCCUCCUGCUCCUCCUCACAGUCCUCCAUUGCCUCUGCAGAGCAGCAGCUGUCAGGUUAGGAGGAGGCACUACCGUUCAGAUGGAGUCGUUUGAUCAGCGACACACUGCUGACGUGUCAGUUUGUGCGCAGGUGUCUGGACAUGUUGACUCUUUAUUUAUCGCCUAUGAAGUCAUGCAUGUCAAACUCAAACACAGGCUGUGGAAACCUGUGUGUGCUCAGGUGCUUUUAGACUCUACCUCCAAUAAAACUGUGACGACUCAAAGGUUGAAGUCCUUUGUUACUGAGGUGCUCGCUGAUGAUGAUGAUGUCGAUGAUGAACUGUGUGUUUCUGUAAUGAAGCUGUAACCAGGUGCUUUCCUUAAAUUAUCCCUCCCUCCCUUAAUUGUGCUGUUGUUGGUGUAAAUCGGUUAAACUGUGAGUGCGACCGUGACACACACGUCACUUUAUGUUCUUAAUAUUUCACACAGGACUGAUCUGUGGAUGUUGACUUCAUUUGUAUUAUUUGGUUUGCAGUUUUUCUAUCAGCUAUUUCAUGUCUGUGUGAAGCGCUCAGCUCGUCUGUGACUUCAGUCUCAGGGAUUCGAAGCAAGUGAGGAAAACCAAUCAGACGGAGCCGACGUGACAAACAUUUCUGUUCAAAUGUUGCUCAGACGUUUAAACCUCACAGUUAAACAUCAUCACCUCACCAUCUUUGUUUGCUUAUUGAAAUGUCAAAGUAACUUUAUGUAAGAUUGUUAAUUUUCAAUAAACAUGAAUCAAAUCUCA